This is a messenger RNA of Cydia pomonella (codling moth), 5013 nucleotides long. Its product is annotated as chromatin target of PRMT1 protein-like. The transcript has 5 exons. The record is from RefSeq and is a predicted model, not a curated record. Lineage: Eukaryota; Metazoa; Arthropoda; Insecta; Lepidoptera; Tortricidae. The coding region runs from base 228 to 1040 and encodes 270 amino acids.
CCGUUCACGUUAUUUUUCAUGCCGCGAGCGUCUGCAGACUGCAGAAAACAUUUUCGCGUGUUUUAAAUAUGAAAUAAACUUUUAUUACAAUUUAUUUGAACUUGUUAUCACUUGUUGAAAGUUGAAAUACAGUUUCAAUUACGUUUAAGUCGAACUUUGGCCCGUGUGGCGUUUCUCGUGUUUCUAUUUCAUAAUUCUGUAUCCUCGAGGUUUUGUGGGUAGGGAAAAUGGUGAUAGACCAAGUUCAUGGCCUCCAGGCCACGGGUAUGAGCCUGAACGACCGGUUUACCAUGUUCGCGGCGGCACCGGCGCCGGCGCGGCCUCGCACGCCGCGGCGGAGGCCUUCCACCGGUGGCUUCUAUAGCGAUAAUAUGAACAGGAACCUGAUUGAGCAGAUCGCCCGCCGUUUAGAGCAACAGGCUAAACGGCAAGCCCUCCGCCAGAGGCUCGGUGUUGGGCCUGGGGGCCUGCGGCGUUUUGGCAGUGAGAGUAGCUUAGCAGGGCUACGGCGCUCUAACAGCUUCGGCAACCUGGGCCAGCAAGGAGUUAAGAGCAGGAUUUCUUGGAGACAGCCCAACGGGAACCUAAAUCGCUCGGCAUCUUUCGGCAAUUUGUCCGGCGGAGUGUGGCGCGGCCGAGGCUUGCGCGGGCUGCGAUGGCGCGUCGGCAACCGGGUGCUUCGUGGAAGGAUCAGAGGUGGAAUGAACUUUGUUCGCAUAAAUCGCAUCGGAAGCAGACCGCUGCGCGCGCGCGGCGUGGGGCGCGGCGGCGCGCGGGGGCGGGCGCGGGGCGCGGCGGCGGCGGGGCGGGGCGCGGCGGCGGCGGGGCGGGGCCGCGCGGGGAGGGGCGGCGCGGGGCGGGGCUUCGCGCGCGGCGCGGCGAGGGGCCGAGGACGAGGUGGCAUAUCCCGUCAGACACCUAAGCCCGCGCCCACGCGGGAGGAGCUGGACCUGCAGCUGGACCAGUACAUGGCCGGCACCAAGUCCGCGCUGGACAAGGAGCUCGACUCCUACAUGAAGAACGCCAUGGAACUAGAGUGAAGUGAUAGUGAUGGACGUAGAUUACAAUUACUUAUUCAUUAGUAGCUCUGACCAAUUGAAAGAUUUCCAAAAAAUAAAAAUAAAAACUAUUGAUCCUGGUCACAAAAUUUCACGAGUAUCGGUUGAGGAAUGUGACCAGUAGCGCUAAGAUGGACGGCUUUUUAUCAUUUGUCACCAAGCCUGUCACGUUCUAACAAGUAUGUAACCGUGAAAGUGACGGGCAUAGUGACAAGUGAUAAAAAUGGAACCAUGAUGCCACCGCUGUAGCGGAGAACAGAUAACUGGAAAAAUUGAUACACAUACUAAAGCAUUUUUGAAAAAGCUAAAACGAAGGAGCUUUGAUCGCUGUCAAUGAAGCAUUUGAUAAAAAAAAUAUUAUUAUAAAAAAACAAAUAACCCCGACUGCACAUUAAAAAAAAAGGGGAAAACAAGCCCCACAAGAAUAUUGUUGUUGAUGGUAAGUAUCGGGACCAACAGAGGGUUACUUAUAGUCAUUUUGGUUGUUGGUCCCCGGCUGCGACACUUACCAUCAACAACAAUAUUCUUGUGGGGCUUGUUUUCCUCUUUUUUAGUGUGCAGUCGGGUUUUUUGUUUUUUUUUUAUAAUAUUUUUUCUUUAUAAUUUUUUAGCUACCCCCAAAAAAACAUCCUAUGACACUCCCGUGAUCAAGAAGAAUCUAACGAUACCUCGUACAUCAAAAUCCAUCAAGCCGUUUAGGCUACAAGGGCCACAACGAAACAGACAUACUUACAUACAUACAUACACUCGAAAAACAUUACCCUCCUCCCUUUGGCAGUCGGUUAAAAAGAACUGUGCCGAUGGAAAUCGGAGGUGUUUAUACAAGAAUACAGCACAAAUGAGACAGUGCAAUUCGGAACUUAAGGAACCGGCCUAUCCUGCUCUUCGAGUAUUCCCAAAAUUGCUAAGAUUUUUGUUUUCUGGUGUUGCUGUCCAUGGGCGACGGUAAUGGCUUACCAUCAGGCGAUUCGUCUGGUCUUUUGCAUCCUAUAUCAUUUAAAACCGUCCAAGUGCGAGUCGGACUCGCCCACCGAGGGCUCCGUAUAAAUUUAACUCCUUUUUACAAGCUUUUAUUUACUUUCACCUGUCCGUUGUCUGUUUGUAAUCAAAUCUUGCAAGUUAAAUUUGAUCCACUUCCCGGUUUCCGAUGAAGCUGAAAAUUUGCAUACAUAUGUAAGUCGGGUGACAAUGCAAUAUUAUGGUACCAUCGAGAUGAUCUGAUGAUGGAGACAGGAGGUAGCCAUAGGAACUCUGUGAUAACACAACGUAACCUAAUUGUGUUUAGGGUUUUUAGAAUUGUCUCGAUGAGUAUUAGUUACUUGUGGAAAGAAAAGUACAGUCAGCGAUAAAAGCUUGCACCAAAAAUGAAAUUUUUGCCAAAAACUUAUUCUUUUUUUUACAAAUGUAUAGUUUUCAGAUUUUCCCCUGUACUUAUAGUGUAAGACGAUAUUACUUGCCAAAUUUUAUAGUUCUAAGUCAACGGGAAGUACCCUAUAAAUUUUGAUUCCCUUCAAUGUUAAAUAUACGUUUCUUGCGUCAUAAACGGCCAUAUCUUUUUUACGUUAACAUAGAAAUUUGAUUUUUUCGCAGCUUCAAUGGACUGUAGAUCUGAAUAUGGUUAUAAUUUCAACUCGAUACCUACACGCGUUCCCGAGAUAAAGGUUCUCGACGGACAGACGGACAAUAAACUGAUUCUAUAAGGGUUCUGUUUAUUCCUUUUGAGAUACGGAACCCUAAUAAAGAUGCCUAUCUUUCCGAAGCUAUGUGUUAUGACGUGAAUAAGUUAUUGUGAUCUAUGUAACAUGAAAAAAGUGACUGACAUAAAGAAUAUACAUAAGGACUCAUUGAAAAUUGACAUAGUGUUUAAGCAUAGUAUAUAUUUAGUUUUUUUUUUUGUUUUCGUGAUAUAGAUAACAGAAGUUUAUAUUGUGAAAAUAAAGUGUGGUUUGUACACUAAAAAGUAAGUAAUUAAAUUCUCUGGAAAUGUUUUUUUUCUAUGCAAAAAUCUAAAAUGAUACGAAACAUUGCGAGCUAGAAGAUUUGGACAGACAUAACAGUAUUUGAUAAUUUGAUAUAAUAUAAAAAAAUUAAAACUGUGACAGCUGGGAAUAUUUUCGAAGUAUAUUUAUUAGUAUUAAUUACUGAAUAAAUAUUGGUGUUUACAGUUUUUUCCUCAUUAGUUACCAGUAGAAACAUCUGAGAUAAAAUAAUCCCAGUAGUUACCACCGAAGUGAAUUGGUAACAACCCGUCGAGUGCCGCUUUGAAUGUGGAUUUCGCCUAAAAUACAGCCUGACAUAAUUAAACAAAUUGACUUAUCUCAGUUCCAUAGUAAGCUCAAUAAGGCUUGUGUUGUAGGUAACAAGGGCCAAUAUACUUUUUAAUGCCUAAAAGAUUGUCUCUUUAAAUUGACAUUAAUUUCUAACGCAAAAAAAAUUAGGCAGCGUAUGAGAUAAUUACAUUAAUUGUAUUAAAUUUGAAAAUUCUUUAUUUUUCUUUAAUUCAACUGUUUUACUGUAGGUAACGUUAUUAUUACAUUUACACUGCGUUAGCAUUUCCCCAAAAAAAAUAUUUGCAUAAUUUAUAAAAUGAAAUAAAGUACAGUAAUAAUUAUACCUUUUGACUGCCAAAGACGUGAUAUGACGCGCGCGGCUACAGCCCAAUAUCAACCUUCAUGCGUACCGACAAGGUUCACGAUUACGCGCCGCGUGCGAUAGGCGUGGCGUUCAAAAGGUUAAAAUACUUGACUCCUAAUGUUUCUUGAUGUUUACUAAUAACCAAUGCUCUUUCAGUAUUUUUUUUCCAAAUAAAUAUAUGGUUUUAGUAAAGUAACGCAGUUGAUGUUGGGAGAUCCCUUAUUUUUUUUUAUAUAUUGGCAUAAAUAAUAUAGUUAUCGUGAAAACUUGGCUGCAGCGAUAAUACACCAUUAUAGAAAACAUUGUAAACAUUCUGAAUGAAUAUAAAAAAAUAAUGAAAUGUUAUAUUUUAUUAAUUAUUUUGUCUCUCGAAACAAAAUUUGUACAUAAAUUCUAUUAGGCAUUAUAAAGUAUUUUGACCGCUAAAUAUAAUGAUGAAGAUAUCAAAUUAAUUUAAUGGGUUAAAGACCCUUCCUCCGACCGCACCUUUAACAGUGCGGAAAGUUACACAUCGUUCAUAGUGGAAGGGCCUCUGACCUUUAGUUACCCUCGUAAUGCCCAAUGUACAUUACAAUGUACACUCCGUUUCAAUCUAAUUCGAACCUUUUCAUUUACCGUAGAAAGUUGCAUUUUUUUUGUUUCAUUGCUUUCUCAAACUAACGAAAUACAUCCCAAGUUUUUAUAUGACAAGGAUCAAAUUAAAAAUAGGAAAAUGUAUGGCCUUCACGAGGAUAAGGCUGUAUUUUAGAAAAUGUCACAUGACGCGUCUCGUGAGCUAGAUGGCGUUGCGAUGGCGAAUUGUCAAAUAUCAACUUUUGAUGACUAGAUGCGCGUUGGAGGCUGCCAUCUUGUGGAAUCAAGAGGUGCCAUCUACCGAUCUCGUACGUUUUCUAAUGCAUAGUAGGUUCUGCCAUCUUGAGGGCUACUUCGAAAGCAUAAACUUCACAUUUACGCCUCGCGCCAAAAAUCUGACGGCUCCUGUGCUGCCCCCUAUAGUUUAUGCAAGCUCCCUAGAGCUGCAGCAUAAUGUACGGAGCAGUACUGCGCCAUCUAGCACUAUUCUAAGCACGAAUUUCGUUUAGAAUUUUAGAUAUUACACAUACAAAUACAACCAAUGAAUCUUUAGUUAAAAAACGUUAAAAUAUUUGUAUUUAAGUGUAAUACACGUACGUAAACGUUUGACAUUAUGUGACAAGCUGUUUAGUUUUAAACACAAAAUUUAACUGUCGACACUUCAGUAAACAUAAUGUAAAUAUUGAUUAAUGUCAGUGUAGGAUAAGAAAGACUUUGUUGUUUUCAUUAAACGAAACUACGUUUUCUA